AUGUUGGAAACGUAUUUGCAGCUUACAGAUGGUCUCAUCACGAAUGUGAUUGGCAAUUUGUGCCCUAUGUGUAAUCGUUUUAGCAACAAGCUGGCAAAAAAUGAUCAGUUUAUCCAACAAUCUUAUUUCAAGGACAAAGAGUUGGCUUUAACACUUACUAUAAAUAAGAUCUCCGAUACCAGUAUCAGUGUCCAUUUUGUGUUGGCAGGGGCCCCUGAGGCACAAGGUGUUACAUUGAACUGGAAAUCGGAAGAGUUGCCGGAUGUAAAGUUGCCAAUUGAUGCUUUGAAUCUUCCCCACAAUGUCAUUACUGACUUUGAAAAUUUUAUGAAGACAAAGAUCGACUUCAACAAGUUGGAAACGUCGCUAGGAGUGGUCGAGAGUACGACGGUAGAUGGUACCAGGACUCAUAUUGAAGCUGCUAAGAAUGAUGCUGGACCAGAGGAAGUGGCAAGUCAUCGUGCGGAAUUUCCACUGGCAGGUUCCAACCUUGCUGGUUCAAUUGGAACGCAAGAAAGACAGAGAAAGAUUCCUGAUAUGCCAGAAUUUGAUGACGAAUAUGAAAUACAACACCCAGCUGGUGCGCCUAGUUCUAGUGCAUUUCCAUCCAUUGGCCAUGGCGAUUUACAUCCGCCAGGCAUUCCCAAAAAUCCGCUGUUGCAACCAUUUCUGGAUCCACUCCAGCCCCAAGGCGACGGAGGAAUGUAUCCCACGCCCAAUCAUCCAUUAUUUGGCAGUCGUCCACAAGGUCCAUCUUCAAGAAGAGGAGUGCCUCCAGGAGCUCGCUUUUGA
Meyerozyma guilliermondii ATCC 6260 is the source of this 792-nucleotide messenger RNA. RefSeq lists its product as uncharacterized. NCBI's taxonomy places the organism in Eukaryota, Fungi, Ascomycota, Pichiomycetes, Serinales, Debaryomycetaceae. The record is from RefSeq and is a predicted model, not a curated record. The transcript has a single exon. Bases 1 to 792 code for a protein of 263 amino acids.